AUGGGAUGCGGCAGCUCCAGGUUCACGGUGGUCGAGCCCGUGAGAUCAAGCGAGUUGGACGGAGGAGAGGAUGACACAGUGAGUAAACAAGGCUGUAGGGGCGACUCUGCAGUGUCAAAGUUAACCACAGACAGUGGAGUGGUCCUGGACACUGGUGUGGUCCCCACCUUACUGGGGGCUGUACCCAGGAAACUAUCACCACUGGCAGCCCACAUCCCUGGCCUGGCCCAAGAGAGUGGUGAGAGACCCAGGUCCAGUGAGAUCCUGGAACAGCUUCUGAGCCAAGGCAUCAUCGCCCAGCCCAGGGAGAGGGCCAGCGGCGAGGCAUACAACAUCAUGAUUGAUGACAGAGAGACACCCAAACGUAGGCCUCCCCCUCACCUGGAGUCUCUGAUGGGCAAGAGGGACCAGUCUGUCACCAGCCAAGUGGACAUGGAGGAGAAGAUGAGACAGGCGGAGGAGGAACGGAAGGAGGAGCUGAACGUGAACCUGAGGCCUAAGUCAGCUGGUGUCCAUGACCCAGAAGCUGCAUCAACAUCCAGAGAGGGGGACGUAGUCAGCCCUGUGGAGGUCCUCCACACCCCUGAUGCCCCUGAGACCCCACCCAGCCCAAGAGGGAUCCAGCAGGAGCCACUGGAUCCAGACCCAACUCAGACUCAAGAAGGAACUGAGCAAGCUGAGGAGCAAUUCUAG
Messenger RNA from Salvelinus namaycush (lake trout), 693 nucleotides. It is a transcript of the gene stmnd1, whose product is annotated as stathmin domain containing 1. The coding region runs from base 1 to 693 and encodes 230 amino acids. The transcript has 6 exons. The record is from RefSeq and is a predicted model, not a curated record. NCBI's taxonomy places the organism in Eukaryota, Metazoa, Chordata, Actinopteri, Salmoniformes, Salmonidae.